This is a messenger RNA of Drosophila willistoni, 760 nucleotides long. RefSeq names its product eukaryotic translation elongation factor 1 epsilon-1 (gene AIMP3). Gene Ontology annotation, cellular component: aminoacyl-tRNA synthetase multienzyme complex; cytoplasm; nucleus. NCBI's taxonomy places the organism in Eukaryota, Metazoa, Arthropoda, Insecta, Diptera, Drosophilidae. Gene Ontology annotation, biological process: positive regulation of DNA damage response, signal transduction by p53 class mediator. Bases 71 to 607 code for a protein of 178 amino acids. The record is from RefSeq and is a predicted model, not a curated record. The transcript is spliced from 3 exons.
CUAACAACGACGCUUAUAUACACGUUGCUCCUAAUUUUAGCAAGGAAAUUUGUAGUUUUUUUUAACUGAAAUGUGUGACGUAGCCACCGUUAAAAAGAUUGCCAAUUGCCUGGGAGUAUCUCCAGGUCAGGUGAAAUUAAAUGAUGAGCAGGUCGUCACGCGUAUCAGCAAGAACAAAUCUGUAAACGGCUUUGCUUCUAUUCUGGAAACCCUGGCGCUGGAAUCCACAUCAGAGACGGCCCUGAACAGUAAAUCUAGUCGAGAAGUUGAGGCUCAGGUCUAUCAGUGGAUUGAAUUCGCCGUGCUCUAUGUGGCUCCCGGAUCCAAGGAUAAAUACGUCGCCAAGCAAUUACUGGCGGACUUCAACAGGCUUUUCAUCAAUAAAUCAUAUCUGGUCGGUCACUUCAUCACACUGGCAGAUUUGGCUGUCUAUUAUGCCAUCUACAACUUGGUGAAAUGUCUUACCCCCGUGGAAAAGGAAUCCUAUUUGAAUCUGUCGCGUUGGUUCGAUCAUUUACAGCAGCGGCCAGAAGUUAACCAGGGAGAACCCCUGCUUAAUUUUACCACCAUUUAUUUGCAUGGCUGGGCCACUGGCACCCACAUCUAAUCUACUCUGCUAAGAGAUAAACUUAGAUUUAUUUAUUUCAUUAUCUAUUGCAUUUCACAAUAUGUAUGUAGCUUUUGUGUGUGAUUUAACCAUUUAAUGCCAAUGAGAUUUAGUUUGUUUGCUUCGGAAUAUAGAUUAUCUCCAUCCCUUAAA